CGAGCCCAGGCGGCAGCAGGAGCGGCGGGCGGCAGGCUGUGCUCUGGAGAGCCGAGCGCGAGAGGCGAAGCGGGAGCGCGAUGCUGAUGGAGGAGGAGAUGCAGGCGGCAGAGGAGGGCCCCAGCGUGGCCAAGAUCUACAAGCAGCAGCGCAGCCCUUACAGCGUCCUCAAGACCUUCCCCAGCAGCCGGAGACCGGCGCUGAGCAAGCGCUACGAGAGACCCACCAUGGUGGAGAUCCCGCAGGUCAGGGCAGCAGGCGUCGGGCAGCAGCAGCAACACCAGCAGCACCACUUCCAGCCGCUGCCAGCUGUCGCCUCCUCCUCCUCCAUCAGCGAGCACCAGCUGCCUUACCAAGCGCACAGCUCCUACACCGGCAGCCGAGCCUCCCAGGGCCACCCUCCCAGGACUCCGGGUCCGCAGCUGGGACAUCAGGCUGCUCCUGCCGCUUCUUCCUCCUCGGUCAGGUACGGCCACAGCCACCAGGGGGCAGCAAGUAGUAGCAGCGGCGGCGGCGAAGCAGGCGGCAGCCUGGAGCUGAGUGCAGAGAGCCGUAUGAUUCUGGAUGCCUUUGCCCAACAGUGCAGCCGCGUUCUUAGUCUUUUAAACUGUGGUGGAAAACUUCUGGACAACAGCCGCUCUCAGUCAUUGGUUUCCUGUGUAAAACAGGAGAGCACAAGCUUUAACGAAAGACCAGAGCAGUGCCAGCUUGGGAAAAUGGUCCAUAGUCAGACAUCAGACAACUUAGACCUAGAGUUCCAGUACAUGCAGAAGAAGCAGCAAACCUCUGCUUUUCUGAGGGUCUUUACUGAUUCUCUUCAAAACUAUUUGCUUUCUGGAAGCUUUCCAUCUCAGAAUGCUUCCUCGGUGAGUGAUUUUGGCCAUAUGGCAGAUGUGGAUCCACUUGCAACCUCUCCAGUACACACUUUAGGUGGAUGGACAUCCCCAGCAACUUCUGAGUCCCAUGGUCACCCAUCAUCUUCUACACUUCCGGAGGAGGAGGAGGAGGAGGACGAAAGCUACUGUCCUCGUUGCCAAGAACUGGAGCAGGAGGUAAUUUCAUUGCAACAAGAGAAUGAAGAACUCCGAAGAAAGCUGGAGAGCAUUCCAGUGCCCUGCCAGACGGUUCUAGAUUACUUGAAGACUGUUCUGCAGCACCAUAACCAGCUUCAAGUGCCGCAGCCAGUGGACCAGCCAGCAGAGGGGAGCAAGCAGUUGCUGAACAACUACCCCGUCUACAUCACUAGCAAACAAUGGGAUGAGGCCGUCAACUCCUCCAAGAAAGAUGGGCGGCGGCUCCUUCGGUACCUCAUCAGAUUUGUCUUCACAACCGAUGAGCUUAAGUACUCGUGCGGCCUUGGAAAAAGGAAAAGGUCAGUGCAGUCAGGAGACACUGGUCCUGAAAGACGUCCUCUGGAUCCAGUAAAAGUAACAUGUCUCAGAGAAUUCAUUAGGAUGCACUGCACUUCCAACCCCGACUGGUGGAUGCCAUCUGAAGAACAGAUAAACAAGGUGUUCAGUGAUGCCGUAGGACAUGCGCGGCAAGGGCGUGCAGUGGGGACGUUCCUCCAUAACGGCAACUCGUAUUAUGAAGGGAUUGAGCAGCACAGUUCACAAGAUGACCUCUUCAACAGGGGUGUCCACGAUGGAUCUGGAGACUGAUGGCAGAGAGGAGGGAAUCCAUGCAAGUGUUUGAGGCAGUAAAAGAGACUGUGUGUUCAAUGUACUGUUUUUGAUGUUACUUAAGGAUCCAAAGCAUGUUCAAAGUCCUGUUUCAUCCAAGGCCUCUUUGUGAAAUUCCAUAGUGUCUAAACUGCCAGUGGCUUAGACCUUGUUCUUACAAACAUCUGAAAAGAUGGUUAAACCUGUAUUUGGGCUGUAUGGCUUCAGGAUUCAGGGGCGGGGCUCACAUGACUGAAUGGUCUUCCAUACCAAAAAAUAAAAUAAAAUAAAUCCCUCCCCCUAGGAAAUGGGCAUGUCAGAGAACCAACCAGGAUAGAGCCCUUCUGCUAGGUUUCAGUGUUUUUGUACAGAAGAGCAUUAAGUCAUACAAGCAUCACCUGCAGUCUCAAGUGGUAUAGCCCAGACUCAGGUUUAUCUUCUCAUCUGCUGUUUGUAAGAGCUAGGCCCAAGCUUUGCAAUGAAAACUAACACAUUAACAUAUUUUAUAUAUGUUCAAAACAGUGGCCGAAACCACACUCUCCCCUGCACCCCGCCGUCUUCUGCACAAAACAUUUCACUUCAUAGUCAUUCAUGUACAAUUUUAGGAUAAAACAAAAAAAGGUGUCCCUUAUGAUCAACUAGGAAAGUGGUAACACGCCAUUAAAAAGUAUCAAAAUUGGGAAGAGAGUUGACACUUUUCUCACUCCCCCUCUUGUUUAGUUAAUACUGCUGAGGGGGUUGUCAUUUAAAAGACUAGAGCUAGUUUCUGCUGCUUUCUCAAAUCUAACAAAUAAAAAAACUGGCUAACGGACCAAGCAAGGAAAUGAGCGCCCCUGAAGCAUCGCCCAUGCUACUAUAUCUGUGUAAACAACAUCAGCAAUGUUGCAGUACCAGACAGUUUUGCUGCACUGUGCAAUGGCAUGAACUCAUUGGAAAUAAUGGGUGCUGUGUUGCACAAAACUGCGUUUAUGCAAUGUCGACAGAGUGGAACUGCCCUGUUCCACAAGACCAUCAACAGUGUUCACACAUGCAGCAGUGCGGGCAGUGCUUCAACUGCCCUAGUUUCCUUGCGUGCUCUGUCAGACACUGUUCCAGUAGAUAAGUUGUUACUUCACAAGCGCACUCUCCCUCCCCCCCAUCUUCUUCUUCUUCUUUUUUUUGGUGUCGCACCUUUUGGUAUUAUGCACAAUUCUGGUUUCAGAAAUGCACUGCUCCUAUUGCUCAGAAAUCCAGCAAUAUGUACCGUGAGAACUAAUUUUAACAGGCCGAGUGUUGAAUUAAGCAAGGACCAGGAAACACUGCUUUCCCCUGCUGACACAGUCCCAUGGACCAAAACCCAAGCGAAGGGCUCCCUCAUUGCCUUCUGUCUGCAGUGGACAUCAACAACAGAAGUGCCGGAAAAACCUUUCCCUCCUUCUCCUCAGCAACUCUCUCCCAGUUGUUAAUGGAGGAGAUUAAGGGGCCCGUUCAGUCAAAACUUUGUUUGCCAGCCUCAGCACAUACAGUAAGGUCAUUUAUAUGCUGUGAGCAUGCACAUCCUCUCUCCCUCCCAUCAACCUAGGGCGCUCUUCCCUAAUUGCAUGGAAAGGUUCAGAGAAGCUGUUACCCACCCUCACAAUUAAGGAAAGGUAUAGUGGGAGGGGAUGUGUGCUCAUGGUACAUGGUCAUCUGUAUAGCAGAUGAAGUAUAAUCUGAACUGGCCAGGUAUCUAAACCCAUUCAGUUAGCGCCAUUUGGACCCUGUAGCUGGAGGUUCAGCUGACAUACUGAAAUGUAAUAUUAAAUUAGAACAAUUAGAAGUGCAAUCUACAUUAAGCUGUUAUUUAAUGGACUGUUUGUUACUAUUUAAAAACAAACAUAAAGUGUGAUAAUAUUUCUAGAAGUAUUUGUGGGAAAGUGGUAACAUUUUCCCCUGCUUACUUUGAGACCUUUUUGAAGUGCUUCCUCUUUUGCCACACCAGGUACAGGCCUAGUCUGUCUACAUCAGUUGUUCUGGAAAUACCAAUUUCCUUUUGGGCAGACAUGUUGCACUGUUUUAUGUAUCCCCAGCCUGUCUUGAGGGCUCAGGGCAGGUGACGGUAAAACUAAAAAUGAAUUAGAAACACAACCCACUGCCACUAUUGAAGAGGCAAAAGAGUGGACAAAGCCUGCUCAGGAUUUGAGGGGGCCCUCAGCUGGGUGUCCUUUAGUUCUCUCCCUCCCUUUAGCUUGGCAGUGGGUGUCAGGGCAGGGGGUGGGGAAGAUGCAAGUUCAAAAUAAGGGGAGAGGGGCACAUGCAGCCAGUUCCCACCAGUUGCUAACUAGACACAGUCCUCCCUGGGAUUUAUGAUAAGUGACAGCGGUGCCCCCGGCCAGCUGUCACCCCCCUCUUCACCUCGGGGUAUGCUGUUCAUUUGUCCUUUUCACCCCCUGGGGCACACUUUUCUCCUCUUCCGUGCCCCCAACAAUUAAUUUUAUUUAUUAUUUAUUAUUAUUAUUAUUAAUUCAAUUUCUGUACCGCCCUUGCAAGAUAGAAACGCCCCUGCUGCCAUUACACGGCUUGGGAGUGGAGUCCUUGUGCCAUGCCUGCUGCUGAGCAUCUGCCUGCAGAUGUGGGACCGGGCAGCCUUAUAGUGCCCUUCACCUCAGGCAGCAAUAUGCCUGAGGCACCUGAGCCCUGGCAGCUACCCAACAAGGGUGCCAUGUGCUGGGGCUGGCCCUGAGAGUUGUUCCAAUGAGACCCCCCCCCAACAGUGUAAGGGCUCUGCAGGACGGGAGUCAGAAUUGUGCCUACCUCCUGGGACCACUUGGCCUACUUCUAGCCCACCCAGUAUCUGUUCAUUGUAAUGCUAGCAUAGGAUGUGGGCUGGAAAGCCCACACAAGUUACCCUGCCCAUGGGCAUCCUGCAGAAGCAUAGGCUCACCACAGGUAGGGACAAAUAAAGCAAACCGUUCUUUACACAGGCCAUGGCAGGAAACCAUUCUUUUCAGACACAUGUCAUGCCUGUUUAAAUAUAAUCUCUCUUCAGUCAUAUUUUUUCCAGUGUAGAGAACAGGGCAUAGCUAUUAAUUAUACUUAUACCCUAUCCCUCCAGGAUCCUACUGCUCGGGUGGCUCACAACAUUAAUAAAAUAGAUACAAUGUAAAGUAAAAGGUCAAUAGAACUAAAGUAGUUAAAAGCCCAGGCUAAAACCAUAUUUAAAAUUACAAUUUUUUUAAAAAAGUCAAAGCUAAAAACUAAGAAGCUAAAAAAAAACCCUACCAGAUAGAAGCAGCAGAUAAAACAUUAAAAAUUGUCUUUUAAAAUAUGUUUUUAAUUUUUAAAAAAAAAACACUGAGGGGGGGAGCAUGGCAAAGCUCAUCAAGGAGAGCAUUCCAAAGCUGAGGGGCUACAACUGAAAAGGCCCUGUCUCUAGUCCUCGCCAUCCAGAUCUCUGUUAAUAGUGGGGCCAUGAGCAGGGCCUGAGAUGCCAAGCAGAGGACCCUGGCAGGUUCAUACGGGCAAAUGUAGUCUAACAGGUACCCCAGCCCCAAGCUAUGUAGGUCAAAACCAACACCUUGAAUCUAACCCAGAUGCAGGAUGCCGCAGGAUGGGUGUGUCACUCAUGAAGCUACUUGCACCCACAAGCAUCCUUGCAGCAGCGUUCUGGAAGAGCUGAAAUGGCUGAACCAUCUUCAAGGGAAGCCCCACAUAGAGCACAUUGCAUUAAGAGUGGUAGAGCUGAGUGGCAUCAGCAUAUUGAUGGCACCGCAGCCCACACCCACUGAUGACCUCUCCCAGAGGUUUCAUGUAGAUGUUAAACAGCAUAGGGGAUAGAAUAGAUUCCUGUGAUGGCACCCCUAAGGCCAAGGGCUGGAGCAGGCAUCCCCCAGCACCACCUUCUGAGUACGACCCUCGAGGAAGGAGCAGAGCCACUGUAUAAUGGUGCCUACAAGUCCCAGCCUGGAGAGAUAACCUAGAAGGAUACCAUGGUCGAUGGUAUCAAAUGCCACUGAGAGGUCCAGGAGACUCAACAGAGUCACACUCCCUCUGUCUAUCUCCCGGUGUAGGUCAUCCACCAAGGCAGUUUCCAUCCUGUAUCCAGGCUGGAAGCCAGGCUAAAAAGGAUCUAAGUAAUCAGAGCUGAGACGCCACCACAUUCUAACAGCUUGCCCCAAAAGGGGAGAUUAGAAACUGGUCAAAAGUUGGUCAAGUCAUCUGCAUCCAAUGAGGGCUUUUAAGGAGGGGCCUAAUGACUGCCUCCUUCAGAUGAGGGGACACCACUCCCUGCUUUAGAGAGGCAUUCACCACCCACGCCAGCCCUGGUCCCAAUCCCUCCCUAGCAGCCUUCAUCAACCAUGAAGGGCAAAAGGCUUAAGAGCUAAGUCCCCUUGCUGCCAAUGAGGAAGAUAAGCACAUGUUGAACAACCCAUUCCCAUUUAAAGCUAUAAGGCUUAAAUAAGUUUCACUCUAGCUGGAUCACACCUUUUAUUUAUUAUUAUACUUUAAACAAACACCAUCUCAACAUUUUAAUAGUAUAAUCUGAGUUGACCAAUGCCAUCUGUUCUGAAAUGGUUAUUAUCAGCAAGACAUUGUCAUUGGCACAAGGCGGCCCAUUGAGAAGAUGAAUACAGCCACCCUUCCAAAACUGCAGCAUUUCUAGUCUAGCUGUUCAGUGUUGUACUUGAUACACACCAUCAGCUAUCACAUUGCUAAGGCGGUGCAGGCCUUGCUGGUGUAUGUUUCCUGUCGUGACACUUGCGGAUCUACUUCGUAAAAUUUGUCAGAUAGAAUGCAUGAGUCCACAGUUGUCCACAAUAUAAUCUCACUAUAGUGUAUUUUUGUAUAAGCUGUGUCAAAAUCAAAUGUUUGUGUACAAAGACAAGUAAAAAAACCAACUGCUUUAUGCACACUAAAUUCACAUAAACAGACCUCAUUAAAGCAAUACCAUUUGGGUUUUGCCAAGGCUAUAGAUGAAUGUGAAGGUUAUACUCAGAUUUCUAUCUUGACUGCACUUAUAAGUUACACAGUAUGGUGUGGAGAUUGCUUCCAAAUGUUGUAGGCUCAUGGUAAUAUCUAGAAAAGAGCCACCUGCAUCAGGCCAAAGAAAUUGUUCCUUCCCAUAACAGGAUUGUCCCUUUUCAGCAGGGAAUACUUACAUAAGAAACCAAUUCAUUCACAUCAUGCAGAGCAAGGAUUCUCAACCUUGGGUCCCCAGAUGUUAUUUGACAUCAACUCCCAUAAUCCCUAACCAAAGAUCAUGAGGGCUGGGGAUUAUGGGAGUUGAAGUCCAUCAACAUCUGGGGACCCAAGUUUGAGAACCCCUGAUCCAGAGGAUUCCUCUUAAGUGAUAUUUUUUACCAGAUUCAUGUGAUUUCUCUUUGACACAGGUGAGGCCAGAACAUGAGAGUCUUGCUGGCUCAGGCCCAAGGCCUCUUUUGUCCAGCAUCUUGUUUCCCACAGAUGCCUCUGAGAAGCUUACAGCAGGAGAUGAAGGUAUGCCCGUUCUCCUACUGUUGCUACCCUGCAACUGGUAGGCAGAGGCACACUGCCUCUGAACCGGGAAGGUAGGCUCUAGCCAUCAAGAUAAGUACCCAUCGAUAGACCAAAUCACUGUUCCCACACUGCACCGGUAAAAGAAGAAGCCGCUCUAAUGACCACCUCUGCUAUUACCAUGGCAGCAUGUGCCACCACCACCACUCUAGCUAUGACAAGAAUUAGACCACAUGGUGAUGCUCCUUCUGUUGUGAGCUCCCCUGCUUCUAGCAAAUGGGGCCAUUGCAGGGUAUGGCACUACACCUUGGGUUCUGCAUGGCCAACGCCGUGAGAUGUUGCCGUAGUGCUGUGGGAGGAGUGCAUAUUGCAGAGGCUCCCACCACAUUACGGUAACCAUGGAAGGGAGCCUUGGGGCCAAACUACAAAUGAUGCUAAAAGUGUAAUUGUGUUUAUCUGUUUUUUAAAAAUAAGAGUUACAGGAGAAGAGUUGCUGCUAUCUGGAUUGGCACCAAUGUCAGUUUUCCUCCCAGGUCAAACAGCAGCUGCUAUUAUUGUUAUUUUUGUGGGAGUGCUGCUGGGAAAGUAAUUCAAAAACCCUUCAUUGCAAAAUAAGCUCAUUGCCCCAUAUCACGAGGUUCAUGAGUUGAGGCCAAGAUCAGAACAAACCAACCUUGUGCAACAUCUUUCCUGGCUCGUUAUCUUGACGAAGGAACAAGUUCUCAUUCCCUGUAGAAUGGUAAGGCCUUAAGAUGGGACCGUAGUCCUGCAGGCCUGGAAGUAAGAGUGACGACGUUUUUGAUCCUUCACUGACUGUUGCCAGAUAUUAAAGUAGUAUAUUAAUGGGAUUACUUUUGCUCUUAAUGCAGCCUUACAAACAAGUCCACUAAAAUGAUUAAUUCUCAAAAAAAUAACCUCCUUACUAACGUCUACCUUUUCAUCAUUAGCCAACACUUCCUGCUUGGAAACAGAGACUAGGAGAAGGGCUGUUUACAACUGUCAGUUUAGGCACCAUUCAUACAAAUGGCAGAUGAGACAGUAAUACUGUUGGUGGACCAUACCAUUACAGAAGGAAUACUUCCUCUUGGGAAUUUUCUAUGCACAUACAAUAGUGUUCUCUUGCACAGAAGGUUCAGCUACAGCUCUUUUCUCUGUCAUCUAGUAUUUUUUCUCUAUAGGUGGAGAUUUCUACUUUGGGAGAGCAGAUAGUCACACAGUACCAUGCCUACUGUCUGAAAUGGUACAGUUCAGGGACAGUUUUACUGCCUCACCACUAGGCUUCAAAGGUAGUCCCCUUUAGACUGCGAAAGGGGGCCACAAAGGACGGCAGUAUCUUAUGGUACUGAGCCAUGGUUUGUAUUCAGUGUCUAAAUAUAGGUAGAAUCCGUGAUAAGAUUACCUCAUUGAGGCUAAGAUUUGCCUCCUGUUUUAGGUGCCACAUCCUACUUGGACCCUUUCAGUAGAACCUCACAAUAAAAGUACCUUAUGGAUUCAUUUUCUUAAACUCAAAUUACCUCUAAUCCAUCGACCCAAACCAAAUCUCUGCUCCCUCAGAACAUUUGGCUUAUGUGGUACUCUAUCAACAGCAGGUAAAGAUGAAGUGGGUUGUGCUACUCCAUAAUCAGUUCCAAUACCCUUCAGGGAAAGGGUAUCUUUGCCUUAUCCUCUCUGACCGUUGGAUCUUCCUCUCAUGUCCGUAGCUACCUUUACAAAGUUUGUGUAUCACUACUGCACGCACACCAGUGCCAACAUGCCUUUGCUCUAUUUUCUAUGACAAGAUAUUUGUGGAGAUACUGUGACCAAGAAUUCAUUACUCCUAAUAUUUUUAUUGUUAUAGCGUAGUUAACUCUAUUAACAAUUUGUCCUGUGUAGAGUCAAUAAAAGAUAGGGAUAGACAAAUAUCCAAUUCUGUACAAAGUGAAUAGUGUAAUAUAGGCUAGUAUGUUUUGGUGAGAAUUUCUAGAGGAUAUGUGAAUUGUUUUCUAUGUGACAUCAGGACACAUUUCUUUUAAAGAACACACAAAAGUUUAGACAGUUUUUUAAAACAGUGAUAUUUUUUGAUUAUAAAGAUACAUUUGUUACUAGAGUUUACUAUUCCAGGUGUUCUCUUAUUUAAAUAUUGGGUUUUAUUAUUACAUACCUCCAAAUCCAUUGUUCUGUUGCAUAACAAUGCACAAUAAAAAAAAGUUAGCCUCUG
Messenger RNA from Hemicordylus capensis (graceful crag lizard), 9309 nucleotides. RefSeq names its product BEN domain containing 4 (gene BEND4). Bases 81 to 1661 code for a protein of 526 amino acids. The record is from RefSeq and is a predicted model, not a curated record. The transcript is spliced from 5 exons. Gene Ontology annotation, molecular function: DNA binding. NCBI's taxonomy places the organism in Eukaryota, Metazoa, Chordata, Lepidosauria, Squamata, Cordylidae.